AUGUCAACCAGCACGAUCGCCCUCUGUAGCAUUAUCAAGAUCGAACCUCCUGAAAACAAAUACAAUUUCACUAUCUUCAUUAUGCCUGCAAAUUCCAGCAAACUCACCGACCACCAGACUUUUGCACUCGCCCAUAGUGCUCAAUGUAAGCUGAACAUGUCAGCGCGUCAUCCAGACCGUAAUCUACGCUUUCUACUUGGGCAUGCAUUUCUCCUUGACAAGGCGCUAUAUCGGGUUGCGGAAAUCGAGGAGACGCAAGAUUCUGAAGCUCCAAUAGCGAGCAAGAAGGAGCGUCUCGUGGAGAGCAAGGAAGCGUUGGCUACGCCACGACAAGACGCGGCAAGAGAAAGGCUUGCGGCCGAUGACGAGGAUGAUACCGCGGUGGACGAGGAUGCUGAAGCUGGCCUUGGAUUGACGCGCUUUGCUUCUGCCUCUGAAAUGCCACCAAGGAUGGUAUCAGAUGAGGGUGGGCCCGAAGAUGAGGACGAGGGGCCACGUUCCCCGCCGUCUCUGCCAGAAGACUUUGAUGUAGGUGCGUUGAUUCAAGCGGGUGCCAGUGACGUCUUGAAUGGGCUCUAUGAAUCCGUCCGAGGCUGUCCUUGUCAUGCAGGCCUUGCCGAGAAGAGCAAAGGCUUUUGGGAGAUUGAAAACCCUUCGGGUAAUGACAUUCCAAAGAAAAGACUUGCGAUUAUGCAGAUAGAAGCGUAA
Messenger RNA from Lithohypha guttulata, 708 nucleotides. RefSeq lists its product as uncharacterized. The record is from RefSeq and is a predicted model, not a curated record. Bases 1 to 708 code for a protein of 235 amino acids. Lineage: Eukaryota; Fungi; Ascomycota; Eurotiomycetes; Chaetothyriales; Trichomeriaceae. The transcript has 2 exons.